AUGAACUCAUUUUCCAAAUGGAAACAGAUGCUCUUUGGGCUUGGGACAAGUCCCAAAUUGGCUGAUGGAUGGCACAAGAAUGUUAUUGAAUCCAUUGACUUUGCACCAACUGAUUUGGAACCUAAUGUAUUCUUCCACAAAAAGCACAACCUGACAAUCUCGAGCUACAGUGAUGAUCAGGUCUGGCACGGUGCCGAUGGAACUUUGAUUCCAGACAAUCUAGCCAAGUUGAGGAGAGCCAAAGCUUACCCUACAGAUCCACUUGUGGCUCCAGCAACAGCGAUUGUCACGGAUGAAGCCCCUACUCAUAAUAUUGCUGACCCAGCUUCAACGAAUCAUCUGAGCUGGCCAUUGGCUCUGCUAUCAACAGAGAAAGGGGUUUUCAUAGUAGGGAAGUUACUUGGGGUAGGAGCUAUUGUGAGAACAGCAAGCUUCAAGGCAGAUCAUGAUCUCCUUGGCGAUCUUGGUGGAUUUCCUGACUGCGAGAAUGGUCCACUGCUGAACUACCUUGAUGAACGUGACAAAACCAUGAUCAUUGCGGUCAUUCAUGGUAGCCACCAUGUCUCUCAAUCAGCCAAUGCUGUCGAGCAGUAA
Messenger RNA from Seminavis robusta, 594 nucleotides. The record is from the annotation of a GenBank genome assembly. Lineage: Eukaryota; Bacillariophyta; Bacillariophyceae; Naviculales; Naviculaceae.